Molecule: messenger RNA, 609 nt
Organism: Rotaria sp. Silwood1
Lineage: Eukaryota; Metazoa; Rotifera; Eurotatoria; Philodinida; Philodinidae
Source: the annotation of a GenBank genome assembly
AUGAAUAAACUGUGUUUACGCUCAUAUAUAAAAAGUCGUUUGUUAUUGGGUUUAACUACUACACAAAUUCAUGAGGAAUUAACUACUGCUUAUGGACAAGGUGUUGUUGCAUAUUGUACAAUUGCUCAUUGGGCUCAUCGAUUUUCAAGUGGACGAGAGUCGUUAGACGAUGAUCCCCGAAAUGGUCGUCCGUUAUCCGUCAUUACUCAACAAAAUAUUGAAGCUGUUAAAGACCUGGUGAAUGACGAUCCACAUAUUAGUAUUGAUUAUAUUGCUGACAUGUUAGAUAUAUCACAUGGUAAUGUGGAUACUAUUCUCAAACAACACCUUAAUUUAAAAAAAGUAUCGUCAAAAUGGAUACCUCAUAAACUCACAUCAGCACAACAACAACGUCGUGUUGAUAUUUGUAUCGAAAAUUUACAGAAGAUUGAAAGUGGUGCAUGGAAAUUAUGUGAUAUAGUUACUGGUGAUGAAAGUUGGUUUUAUCAUCGCAAAAUUAAAUCAAAACAAGAAUCGAAAGCUUGGAUAGCACAAGGAACAAGUCCUCCCACAGAAGUGAGAAGACAAAAAUUUGAAGAAAAAACAAUGUUCGUUAUAAUUUUUUCAUGA